Tachysurus fulvidraco (yellow catfish) is the source of this 1825-nucleotide messenger RNA. RefSeq names its product dehydrogenase/reductase 12-like a (gene dhrs12la). The coding region runs from base 119 to 1081 and encodes 320 amino acids. The transcript has 10 exons. Lineage: Eukaryota; Metazoa; Chordata; Actinopteri; Siluriformes; Bagridae. The record is from RefSeq and is a predicted model, not a curated record.
UCUCCAUGCGCGCUCAUGUGAAGACCCUUUAAAAAGAAAGCCAUCGUGCGCAGAGUGUUGGAGCGAUUGACAGACAGGCAACGGAACAGCACGGCAGCGGAUUGCGUUGUUAUUAACUAUGUCUUUGUACCGUAACUCAGCGUGGUUUCUGAAAGGAUGCAUCGAAUUUACCAAGGCAGCUUUUGAGUCUGCAUCAAAACACUUUAUAGAAAAAGAUGUAGAAGUGUCUGUGGCAGGCCGAUCAUUCUUGAUCACUGGAGCUAACAGUGGCAUUGGCAAAGCAUUGGCCAUGGCUAUUGCAAAAAAAGGUGGUACAAUUCACAUGGUCUGUAGAAACAAGGAUAAGGCAGAGGAAUCCAGAGCUGAGAUUAUCAAGGAGUCUGGAAACAAAGAAGUUUAUGUGCACAUCCUGGACCUAUCUGAGACCAAGAAGGUAUGGGAGUUUGCAGAGGGAUUUAAAAAAAGACACAAAACCCUUAAUGUACUGAUCAAUAAUGCAGGUUGUAUGAUGACUAAGAGAGAAGUGAAUGCAGAGGGCAUUGAGAAGAGUUUUGCCAUUAACUCACUUGCCAUGUACAUUCUCAUCAAGAGCCUAAUUCCCAUGUUGGAAAAGAGCCCUGACCCCAGAGUGAUCACAGUGACAUCUGGGGGGAUGUUGGUCCAGAAACUGCGCACAGGAAAUUUGCAGUCCCAGAGAGGCAGAUAUGAUGGCACUAUGGUGUAUGCACAAAACAAGAGGCAGCAAGUGGUGAUGACAGAACAGUUUGCUAAAGCUCACACCAGCAUUCACUUUUCAGUAAUGCAUCCUGGUUGGGUGGACACACCAAUGAUUGCAAAUGCUAUGCCUGACUUCUACCGCUCAAUGAAGGAGCGUUUGCGAACACCAGAACAGGGUGCUGACACACUGGUGUGGCUUGCAGUGUCUGAGGCUGCUGUGGCAAAUCCCAGUGGAAGAUUCUUUCAAGAUCGGAGAAUGGUAUCAGCCCAUCUGCCACUAGCCUGGACACACAGUUCCCAGCUAGAAGAUGAUAAGUUCAUGAGUGUCAUGGAGGAGAUGGCAAAAGGUUUUCAACCUCACUGAACAUUCAAAGAGAAACAGGUUAUGAGAAUCUGUUCUCACAAAGAGUACUUCAACACCCAUGUUGGCCAAAUACACUCAAAACCCAGAAAUCAGUCUAUCCAAAAUGAUUUUGAGUAACACAGAUACACUUCUACAGAGUAGGAAGGAAAAUAAUAAAAAUAAUAGAUCUACAAUUUUAACAUAUUAACACAUGGAAUCUGUUAGCUAAUCAAUAUGUUUAUUAUAAAUGUUGUGUUUCCACAAGGACUUACUUGCUACUGUGAAGGCAUUAAUUUCAGCAAGCAAAACAGAUAAUGCUUCCAGUAAAUAUAUGACGUGUUCAUUUGAACUCACACUAAAACCUUUUGUCCCUGUUGGUACAGCAUUUGUUGCUUGCUCUUUAUGUUGUCUCAUUGGUCUAGUGAUGGGUUUCCAGUUAUGCACAGUGACAUUUGCUGAUCUGGUUGACCAGGUGGGAACCUGCUCAGACCAAAAUCACUGUCUCAUUUUCUAGACAUUUUCCCAGUGACCUGAUUUCAAGUGCAUUCUGUCUGAAACACUACAGUACCUGAAUUUGCAGGAUUUUUUUCCAGACACCUAAUAUGCAAAAUUAGUAAUGUAAUAUUUAAGGUUUCACUAUAAUAUAAUCAGCUAGUAACUUUGAAAUAAGUGUUAUAACUGAACUGUAAAAUGUUCUAUGAUCCAUGUUUUUCUUCAUAAUUAAUAAAUUCUUACAUGAAUAAACCUGACAUUCAGUGGGUCUGA